UUGGUUUGUUUAUCUUACGUAUUUUCUUAAUUAAUUGUGCUACAAUGAACUCAAACUCCAGUGAUUAUCAAGUAGACUCAGAAAUUCAUUAACGUACACUCCACAAUGUCUUUCUACUAUUUGACACCCGUGAGAGGUGACAUGCCUGCGCACUUACUUGAAACAAUCGUUUCGACCAGGUUGGAUUUUUUAAAGGCAAUUUUCAAAGGAGAUCCCCUUGUUUAUAACGAAUAUAUGGUCGAAGGAAGCAUAUACGAUAACGUUGGACACUUUAUGUUAUGCAUCGUGACUAUUUUAACUGAAAAUACAGCCUUUUCGCAGUUUAUUUUAAAAGCAGAAACGGAACUGUUCAAGAGACGAAUUAAUACACUUUCUGCAUACGACCUCAGAAGAUUUUCUAAGAGACUUCUGAACAGCAUUAAACGUGCUGAUGAUACUCCUUCCUGUGAAGCAUUAAAAGUCUUGUGCCAGCAUCUUGUGUUAAAAAAAUUAGCACACCAUAUUUCAAUAUCUCAUGAUACAAACUGUUCAAUACACAGCAUCCAAUUAAAUUUUAAACUUUGCCUUAUGUUUGUAGCAAGCAGGCAAGUUGAAAUGGAACAAGGAAUGGCAAAAUUGCCCUGUGGUAAAUGGUUACAAUAUUUAAUAUCCCUAUUUAAUACUAAUUUAAGGUUUAGAAUAUAUCAGACUGAUGUGACACCACUAAGAAGUGAUCCUCGCGUUACUGACUUAUUAAACAAAAUUAGAAAAGACUUACUACCAUUCAUGAGCAGUAAAACAAACAUACUUCUUAGUAGAAACGUGGAUAGUUCCACAAAAUUCUUUCCACCGUGUAUGCUAAACUUGCAUAGGAACCUGCGUGCCCGACAUAGACUAUCCCACACACAAAGAUUCUUCUACAGUCUCUUUUUAAAAGAUAUUGGUAUGCCUGUAGAGGAAGCUAUAGACUUUUGGAGAAAUGAAUACAGACUGAAUCCAAAUGGCCCCCAUGUCUGUUGCCAUAAUUGGGAAAAAGAUGAAAAGAAGUACCUCUAUGGUAUAAGGCACAUGUAUGGACUAGAAGGUGGUAGGAAGAACUAUACAUCUGUAAACUGUCAAAGAAUACAAGGGUCAGAUAAUGCAUGUUCAGAGGGUGGGUGUCCAUUCAAAUUUGACUAUCAACAGAUGGUGAAGCUUCUACCUGGAUGCCCAGACAGUGCUUUGUCUCAAAUAAAUGAAUUUAAAAGAAAGAGACAGUAUAAUGCUGCAUGUAGGACUUAUUUACAAAGUUGUUUGAAGACUGACUGUGAUAGUGUGAGCUUUAGUUUUACACCUGUUAAAUAUUACAUGAUUGCAUGUAAGAAUGAAAUACAAUGAAAAUUAAAUGAUUUUUUAUUUCCUUC
Molecule: messenger RNA, 1382 nt
Organism: Leguminivora glycinivorella
Lineage: Eukaryota; Metazoa; Arthropoda; Insecta; Lepidoptera; Tortricidae
Product: DNA primase large subunit-like
Exons: 1
Coding region: 106-1356 (416 amino acids)
Biological process (GO): DNA replication, synthesis of primer
Cellular component (GO): alpha DNA polymerase:primase complex
Source: RefSeq, a predicted model, not a curated record